Messenger RNA from Anguilla anguilla (European eel), 5231 nucleotides. Its product is annotated as protein kinase C and casein kinase substrate in neurons protein 1-like. The record is from RefSeq and is a predicted model, not a curated record. Gene Ontology annotation, cellular component: plasma membrane; cytoplasm; endosome. Lineage: Eukaryota; Metazoa; Chordata; Actinopteri; Anguilliformes; Anguillidae. Gene Ontology annotation, biological process: neuron projection morphogenesis; positive regulation of dendrite development; cytoskeleton organization. The transcript is spliced from 11 exons. Bases 535 to 1875 code for a protein of 446 amino acids. Gene Ontology annotation, molecular function: phospholipid binding; protein binding.
UUUAAAAUUAACACUGCAACGUCCGAAUAAACUCCAGACAUCAACCAAGUCCUGAACAUCGCUAUGUGUUGGACGUUAUGUGGCCUCAUCGAUGACCGAGAAGAUUGAUAACCCAACACAUCAUUCAACAUUUACUACUACUACUGUUGUGCCGUUUUUCUACCUAUUCGAAAGUGACUUCUAUGGAGUUCGUCAUCUUGAAUAUGUAACAGCAGUGUUCGGUAGGACAACCCCCAUCUACCGAAUGCUUAGAUGCUCCGCAGCACCCUCUUGCUGCAUCGUGAUCUCGCCGAUGCGGAGACGCUUGCCGAAGCAGGUCACCUUCUGUCAUUGCAACAAAACGCAGAAUUGUUUACAAUUCAUCAUAUUUCUGGAUUACGCAUUUCGCACCGGGUAACCUCCGUUAGGUUUGGCGGAAGGCUGCCCUCGCUGGCGUUUAUGGAAACGUGAUUUUCCAGGUGGAGAAGUGUAUGAAGAUCCCAGUGCUACUGCAGACACUUCCAGCUUCCAGUCCACUUUGUCACUUCCAGCAUAAUGUCUGGCUCCUACGAUGAAUCGGCUGGCCUGGAUGAUGCCACGGACAGCUUCUGGGAGGUGGGGAACUACAAACGUUGCGUGAAGAGAAUCGAUGAUGGCCACCGUCUGUGCAAUGACCUCAUGAACUGCCUCCACGAACGGGCCAAAAUUGAGAAGGCCUACAGCCAGCAGCUGACUGACUGGUCCAAGAGAUGGAGACAGCUGAUUGAGAAAGGGCCCCAGUAUGGCUCAGUGGAGCGGGCCUGGCUAGCUGUGAUGACCGAGGCAGACAAGGUGAGUGAGCUGCACCAGGAGGUCAAGAAUGGUUUGCUCAAUGAGGACCUGGAGAAGGUGAAGAACUGGCAGAAGGACUCCUACCACAAGCAGAUGAUGGGCGGCUUCAAGGAGUCAAAGGAAGCAGACGAGGGCUUCAAGAAGGCCCAGAAGCCCUGGGCUAAGAAGCUCAAAGAGAUGGAGACGGCCAAGAAGACGUACCACAUGGCCUGCAAGGAGGAGAAGCUGGCAGCCACCCGGGAGGCCAACGGCAAGGCGGAUGCUUCCGUCACCUCCGACCAGCAAAAAAAGCUCCAUGAGAAGGUGGACAAGUGCAAACAGGAUGUGCAAAAGGCCAAGGAGAAGUACGAGAAGUCUCUGGAGGAGCUGGGAAAGUGCACGCCCCAGUACAUGGAGAACAUGGAGCAGGUAUUCGACCUGUGCCAGCAGCUGGAGGUGAAGAGGCUGACCUUCCUGAAGGAGGUCCUCCUGGACAUCAAGCGCCACCUCAACCUCACAGAGAACCAAAACUAUGCCGCGGUGUACCGGGAGCUGGAGCGCACCAUCCUGGCGGCAAACACACAGGAGGACCUGAAGUGGUUCAGCAACACUCACGGCCCCGGCAUGCCCAUGAACUGGCCACAGUUUGAGGAGUACAACCCAGACCUCACCCACACGAUCACCAAGAAGGAGAAGGUAAAGAAGCCCAACGAGGGGGUCACGCUGACCAACGUCACCGCAGGAGGAGACAACCUGGCACAGGCUGGUGAUCGGGGGAGUGUGAGCAGCUACGAGAAGAGCCAGACGUUCCAGACGGAGUGGUCCGAUGACGAGCAGCCCGCCUCCAACUCAGGCAAUGAAACUAACGGGGGCGCCAACCCCUUUGAGGAGGAGUCGGUCAGCGGGAAGGGCGCGCGCGUGCGGGCUCUCUACGACUACGACGGGCAGGAGCAGGACGAGCUGAGCUUCAAAGCCGGGGACGAGCUUACCAAGCUGGAGGAUGAGGAUGACCAAGGCUGGUGUAAAGGUCGCCUGGACAGCGGGCAGUCGGGCUUGUACCCAGCCAAUUACGUGGAGUCCAUCUAGUCACCAUAGUGGAGGAGGACACCCUAUUAGAGGCAGCUCAGACUGUACUGUCCAUCGCCAUACUGCACAUAGCCAGAGACUCCCUUUCCAGAUGCACCAAGCGGUCUUCAGUUAAAAGACAGUAUAUUCAGUAAAUGUUAAUCCAUUUUGGGACAUGGGGGGAUUCAAACAAAAAUUAAAAUGAACAUACAGUAUUUAUUGCAGAAUAUAUAUGACUGAACCACCAUUCAAGCAAGUGCAGGGAAACAUUUUGCAUUUUUGUGUAGCUGUGUUCAAUAUAAAUUUUGUGCAGCUGAUAUGACAUUUGUGUAGCAGUCUGUUCUCCUAUAACAAUGAGUAUUAUGUAGUUGAUGACACCUGUGUAGCCAGAAUGAGCUAUGCAACGUGAAUUGUGUAAAAUUGAUGGCAUUUUGUGUAGCGGUCCUAAUGCUAUGCGUGUACAGUCUUCAUUCUUGCAUUGGUAAUCCUGUGUAGCGUGACCAAAAAAAAAAGGCGCUAUACAAUGCAUUUUUUUUCUUUCUUUCACUGUGGUUCUGGUUACAUUCCUGUUAUCGGUGAGUGCUAUACAGCGUGUUGUUUCUCUCUGUGUUUGAUUCUGCAAGCAGCAUGUGCUAUGCAACACACAUUAAGUGCAUCUAGGUGGCAUCUUAUCAAGCCGUACUCACAGGAUUGCGACACUUAACCAUGUGACCUUUGGGGGGGGGGGAGGGGGCAAUAGGACAGGGCGAAGGACCUAUUCAGUAGUGGCACGGUGGUCAUGUAGUGCUUUAUGCCUUUGACCACCCAAGUGACAUUGUCCAGAGAUAUAAAAUAGUUUGCUAAGGCACAGGCGACAGAGCUCUUGACGUUUUUCACCUCCUCUGUCUUUCUUUCUCAGAAAGCUCAGGUUUUCUUUCUUUAUCUGUAGAAAUGAUUUCCAGGAGACAGUUGUACAGCUGGAUAUGUUUGAAUUUCAAUGCACAGGUUUGGAUUUGGGUUUGGGUGGAGGGGGUGUAAUAUAAUUUUUUUGGGCUUAGCAGACAGCCACUCAUAGGCUGGAUGCUCAGAAUGCAGUACUCAGAUCAUGGACAAAGGGAGACAUGCGCUAUCAUCUUUUAUUUUGUCCAGAGCUUUGUGUUUACCAUCAGUUCUGCCUGUAGUUUCUUAAAAAAUUACGAAAAGAAAAUUUUUAAAAUUGACACUGCUGGGAAGUCGGUCCUAAACUGCGGGUCCGUGCCUCAAAAUGGGUUGAAACCACGCCACUAGGACUGGACAGUGCUGCCGCUGUUGCUAUCCUGAUGCACUCUGAUGUGUUCACCCUGUUUGCCCUCCUUUUAUUCCUUGCUCGUCUGUUGUUUGUGGCAUGUUUGUGCUUCAGGCGGCAGCAUCCAGAGAAAGCUGCAAAGGGGGAAUGCCGCCAGACUGAGACGCCCCUCGCAACACAUCCAGCUGCAGUCUCACAGAGCAGUCUCCUUAACACUGUCUUCCACUCUCUCACCAUCUAGCUCUGAACGAAUGCAGGAUCCACAUGCUGUUUUAUUUGAUGUGGUGAACAAGAUGUGGGGAAGGAGGGAGUUGAGGGGUCUGGUGUUGGGCGUUUGGGGGGUCAGGAGUAGCGUGUAGUGUGGGGGCGAGUUUGCUUUUUGACACGAGCCAAAGAAAGACAGAAAAACUCCUAGCUGUUCCUGAAACAGUGACCUCAUGAUUCCACGUCUCUCCAAACACAUAAAGAUAAUUUCAUUUCUCAGACUUUCUCCCAGACACUUUCUCUUUCUUUUUUUCUUUUCCACCUUGAGCAAGCCCAGCUGUAUGCACUAAGCAAGAUGGCAGCCUGCUGGGUGUGUGGGGGUGGGGACGUGGGACGAUGGGAUAUGAUGGGAUGUCAUUGCGGACUCGGGGGGGGGCACCGGCGGUCACGGACGCAAUGCAUUUCUUAAUGUAUUAUUUUGUCCCCCUGUGUUUUGACCCCUCCAGACAGUUGGCUGCCCUCCAGGCAGGUGGUCCCAUAGGAAGCUAUUUUUGUUGUAUCAGUACUUGGAUACUCUUAACUCCACUCUGUUAUAUUACAAAGCUCAUUGCGUUUUAAAAAUUAUCCAGUUACAGGGCUGGACAUUUACUACCUUGCUCAAGGGUGUUUCUGCUGAAUCUCACCCUUGGAUAUUCAAAGUCCAAAUUCUGCUGUUUACCUUGUCAUUGCUUGGUGCGAAGCCUCUGUUAAAACCUAUCACUCUUAUUCCUGCCUUUCAUAUAUGUCCAGCCUGUUACUGCAAAUUCAGGUUUUGUAUAUUGUGCACUAAUCAUGUGAAAUCCAAGACUUGAUUUUUCUUUUUUUCUAAAUAUCACAGCUGUUAAAAGGGUAAAUUGGCUUCCAAUCACGUUGUAUGAAGGUGUUGACAGCAACUUUGCAGUAUUUCACUGCAUAUAAUAGACUAAUAAGGAGACUACUGUAUCUUCUCUCCAAACUGAGCUUUUCCUCUUUCACUACAUAGCUUACAUAUAAAACCAAGAUGUUCAGUCUUGGUGCUUCAAUGACUAAUUCAAAUAUACAUGGAAAAAAUAAACUUAAGCAUUAGGUUAAGCUCUGCACUUCGCCAGUAUGUCUGUAGGGAAUAGUAUACUGCAGGGAAGUAUAUGCCAUAUAAAACAAACAUCAGAUGGAUUCCCUGAACGGACUGCUCUCUAAAUCAACUGCAAGGGUAAAACCUUCAGUGGGGCUGCUGUACCUAAGUUACAGAAUGUGAGCGAUUCCACGCACCCCAAGCGAUUGGUGCAAUAUGGCUACAAAUUUGAAGGAGAUGGCUGUGUGCUGCAUUAUUAACCAUUGGAAAUAAUAUACUGUAUAUCUCAAUAUAUGUCUCAGCAUACUGUGGACGUAACCACAUUACCAACUCUCUCUCUACGAGUUACAAGCUCUCUAUCCAGCCAAAUAAUAUGACUGAAAACCCCCCAUCCCCACCCCCCUCCCCAGCACAUACUGUAUUUACAACAAACAAAGCUGCCCCUGGGACAGACCUUCGGGGAAAUGAAAAAAAUCUUUAUUGUGCUCAGUCUAUAUGAAUUCUGUGUAUUUAGCAAAACAAAAGGCAAAAAGUUGCAAGUGAUUUAUCAAUAAAGACAAAAUGUAGUGUCUUACUUGAGCAUACCUGGCAAAAAAGAGAAAAGCAGUGGUAAACUAGUAGGUUCCAUUCUAUAUUUAUUUAAAUUGCGAUGGAAGUGUAAACCUAUCAGCGCGUGCUGUUGUCUCACGCUGUUUGAUUUGUAUAUGAUGAUGUAUUUUAAAGAAUAUAUAUAUUCUAUAUAUAUUGUAAGUGUACAAUUAUGUGGAGCUAAAAUGAAAUGCAACUACAACAAGCAGUAAAAAAAGGUGUAUAUGUAAA